AUGACCAAGAGGCAUGAGAUGCCUUUGCAAAAUAUUCUGGCAGUAGAGCUAUUUGAUGUGUGGGGAAUCGACUUCAUGGGACCAUUCCCAUACUCUAAUGGGCACAUGUACAUCUUGGUGGCAGUUGAUUAUGUGUCUAAGUGGGUGGAGGCCAUUGCUCUUCCCACUAAUGAUGCGAAGGUAGAGGUGAGUUUUGUAAAGAAGCACAUUUUCACACGUUUUAGAACUCCACGAGUGUUGAUAAGUGACAGAGGAUCGCACUUCUGCAACAAAUUGCUGAAUAAUAACCUUGCAAAAUAUGGAGUCAAGCACAAGGUUGCCACGGCCUAUCAUCCCCAAACGAGUGGUCAAGUGGAAGUGUCAAACAGAGAGGUGAAGCAGAUUUUGGAGAAAACAGUGAAUGGAAAUAGAAAAGAUUGGGCUGGAAAGCUCGACGACGCAUUAUGGCUGAACAUGGAUAUGGAGUUAGCUAGGGAGAAGAGGUUGCUACAACUUGACGAGCAUGAUGAGUUUCAAUUGCACGCCUAUGAAAAUGCCAAAUUGUAUAAAGAGAAGACUAAGAGGUGGUAUGACAAACGCAUCCAACAUCGAGAGUUUGAGCCAGGGCAAGAAGUGGUGUUAUUCAAUUCGAGAUUGAAGCUCUUUCUUGGAAAGCUUAAGUCUCGUUGGUCAGGCUCUUUCGUUGUGGUAAGUGUGAAGCCUCAUGGAGCUGUGGAGUUGCGGGAUAUGAGCUCCAAUGGUACCUUCUUGGUCAAUGGCCAGCGGAUAAAUCAUUAUUGGGGUGGUGACGUUGCACGUCACAAGGCCUCGAUGGACUUGUCAGAUGCUUGA
Nicotiana attenuata is the source of this 831-nucleotide messenger RNA. RefSeq lists its product as uncharacterized. Lineage: Eukaryota; Viridiplantae; Streptophyta; Magnoliopsida; Solanales; Solanaceae. Gene Ontology annotation, biological process: DNA integration. Gene Ontology annotation, molecular function: nucleic acid binding. The coding region runs from base 1 to 831 and encodes 276 amino acids. The transcript has 2 exons. The record is from RefSeq and is a predicted model, not a curated record.